GACCUUCCACUUCUUUUUUCUCAAAAAAACCCUGAAGACAGUUGCCCAUCCUUGAUGUAUUCCAUAUCUGCUGCCAAAUCUGCACACCCCCACUCAGACAGAAUCCCAAAAUAGGGUGUGAUGCCUUUCCCGUUGACAAAGCCAUAAGUCACGGUGAGUGAGACACACUUAACAUCCUCCAAUCAGUUAAAUGAAAAGAGCUCUCCCUUUCUGUUUCCCACAACUUCAGCACUCAUUAUAUCUCACAUUAAUUAAUAUAGGCACUAGGAAGUGAGAUGAUAAAUUACAAAAACCCAUUAACCUGAUUCCGUCCAAACUGGGGACAUAUGGCAACUGUACGUUAGACAAAUCUUCCUUGCUAAUGUGGGAGUCUUCGUGUCUGAACUCUAUUAAAGGAGCAGCCACCAAAAAAUAUUUUUAAUGUAUGUACAUAUGGAAUGUGUAUCAAUGUGUGUGCACAGUGCACGCCUGUGGGAGCAUCAGAAUUCAUUAGAUCAGUCUGAUAUGAGAUAUAUUGAACAGGUUCCAUCUGACAUCUGUAACUGGGUUGUUCUGUCCACUCCCAAAGGAGUGAAUCAUAUUGACAGGUUGAAUUAUGUCUCCAGAGAUAUUUUUCUCCCCUCCUCCAAAGGCCAUUUGCAAUCACGGCACAUCCACUGCCUCUUAAAAGUGAGCUCAUCUGGCACUGAGUUGCAUUGAAGUCCUCCACCGUGGCUGAAGGAAGAAUGCUUUUAGGUAGUGGGAACGUGGAGAAGAUGUGGUCUGUCCAGCUGUUCCUUGGGGUGCUAGCCAUCUUGACCAUGACUGUGUAUAUCCCAUCUACACAUGGAGAGCCUUUUUUACUACAAGAUAACCAAGUGCUUCCGGAGAGAGAAGACACAAAUCACGAGGAAACACUGCUGACUCUGCUUCUUAAUAAGAAACUCGCAUGGCGGAGACCAGAAAAUAUUGACUGGGAGCUGGCAAAGAAAUUUGAAGAGCUUGAAAAGCUGGAGAAGUUGAAGGAUCAGCUCUCAACUGAGGAAGGGUCAGAAAUGGCCUAUGCCUUGGAAAGUCUUUCAGCAUCCCAGCCCAAAAAACGCGCCUGCUUUUGGAAAUACUGCAUCUGAAGGCUUGCCAGGACUGGAGGAUGAACAUGAGCCCUUCCCCAAAUGCCUUGCUGGGCAUUAAUGUGUUAAGAGUUUGUUCUGUUCUGUCAUCGUGCUGCUAAGUUGAGUGCCAUCCUCCACAAUUAUACAACAGCCAACUCUAACAGGGACUGUGACAAGAGCUGGUAACCCACUACCACUCUCAACUGUUCCUUCUUUGCAGGUUUAUCCCACUGUGAUCUUCUACUUGGAAGAUGCUCACCAACUUCCCUUACUGUCCUGUGUGUGCCAUUCAGUCUGCUGCCACUGUACACUCUUCCCCUUCUCACCAGGUCCCCUGAGGCACCAAGCACUAACUCAGUUCCUCUGAGUUUGGGCCUCUGCCCACAUCUGCAGACAUUGCUCACAGUGAUGUCUCCAUUUCCUAUCACUUCCUACGAGUAGGUCUGUGAUGACCUGAUACACGCUGUUGGGACAGGAAGGCAGAUUGGGUGUAAUUGGGUGAAGGACUCAGAGCUGCCUGCCUCGGCUUGCUGAGCCAGAGCUGUUCCUUGUUGUGUCCUGUCAGUGUGCGCAGUAGGUCUGGGGGAGGACAGACACAGAAGCCUGGACCCCUUGGAUAUCAUUCCAAUAAAGAUUUUUCU
Molecule: messenger RNA, 1732 nt
Organism: Pezoporus occidentalis (night parrot)
Lineage: Eukaryota; Metazoa; Chordata; Aves; Psittaciformes; Psittacidae
Gene: UTS2B
Product: urotensin 2B
Exons: 5
Coding region: 726-1109 (127 amino acids)
Biological process (GO): blood vessel diameter maintenance; regulation of blood pressure
Cellular component (GO): extracellular region
Molecular function (GO): G protein-coupled receptor binding; hormone activity
Source: RefSeq, a predicted model, not a curated record